Messenger RNA from Pyrenophora tritici-repentis Pt-1C-BFP, 501 nucleotides. The record is from RefSeq and is a predicted model, not a curated record. Lineage: Eukaryota; Fungi; Ascomycota; Dothideomycetes; Pleosporales; Pleosporaceae.
AUGCUCUCUUUGUCCCCGCUGAGUCCAGACUCGCUUUCGUUUAUCAACAAGAUCGACCCCAAGAAGCGCAAGACUCUCCAGCUCCUUCGCCUCCUCCAGAUCAACAACGGUGUCUUCGUCAAGCUCACCAAGGCUACCAGCGAGAUGCUCAAGAUCGUCGAGCCCUUUGUUGCUUACGGAUACCCCAACUUGAAGACCGUCCGCGAGCUCAUCUACAAGCGUGGCUACGGAAAGGUCAACAAGCAGCGUCUGCCCAUCACAGACAACGAGCUCAUCGAGAACAGCCUCGGCAAGUUCGGUAUCACCUGCAUUGAGGAUGUCAUCCACGAGAUCUACACCGUCGGCCCCAACUUCAAGGCCGUCUCCAACUUCCUCUGGCCAUUCAAGCUCUCUUCGCCCAACGGUGGUUUCCGUACCCGCAAGUUCAAGCACUUCAUCGAGGGUGGUGACCUUGGUAACCGCGAGGAGUUCAUCAACCAGCUCGUCAGGCAAAUGAACUAA